AUGAUAAAGUCAGUAUGCGACAACAAAUACGGAAUUGCUACUCAAGUAGUAGAUGCCUCAACAGUGAGAAAAGCAACUUCGGAUAGCAAAAAAACAAUAUACUACAACAUAGCAUUGAAGAUCAAUUCCAAGUUAGGCGGUGUCAAUCAAGCAGUCAUCUUCGACGACGAUUCUGGUUCCGCUGAAGUUUCGCCUAAAGAAGCCGUCAUGUAUAUGGGAAUCGAUGUAACACAUCCCACAAACACCAGUGAUAUUGACAUCUCCAUUGCGAGUAUUGUGGCCAAUGUCGAUUUGGCCGCGACACGGUACACCAAUGAAAUCAUGGCUCAAAUGAGGGCCAGAGAAACAGUUGAACUUUUUGAGACGCAGUUCAAACGAUUGAUGACAAAAUUCCACGAGCAUUCAAAAGUAUGGCCGCGACAUAUAGUCGUGCUUCGUGACGGGGUCAGCGAUUCAGAAAUGUUAAGAACGGCUACGGUUGAGCUUCAGUGCAUGCGGUAUCGAUUGUUUUCUGUAAUUCGAACAUGGAAGACCUGCUUGUAUCGAACCUGA
This is a messenger RNA of Cooperia oncophora, 552 nucleotides long. Lineage: Eukaryota; Metazoa; Nematoda; Chromadorea; Rhabditida; Trichostrongylidae. The record is from the annotation of a GenBank genome assembly.